Oncorhynchus kisutch (coho salmon) is the source of this 5006-nucleotide messenger RNA. RefSeq names its product copine-9. The coding region runs from base 295 to 1983 and encodes 562 amino acids. Gene Ontology annotation, biological process: cellular response to calcium ion. Gene Ontology annotation, molecular function: calcium-dependent phospholipid binding. Lineage: Eukaryota; Metazoa; Chordata; Actinopteri; Salmoniformes; Salmonidae. The transcript is spliced from 20 exons. Gene Ontology annotation, cellular component: plasma membrane. The record is from RefSeq and is a predicted model, not a curated record.
AAACAGAAAUAUGGAGCGAAGGACCCGUCCGUGCUUUCCAGUGACGCGCACAACGUUCUGUCGCGCUCCUCCACCACACCAUGGAACGUCUCGAGCGCUGCCCAACCUGCCUCACCCACAGGUAUGCACCUCGCGCUCAACUCUGAAGACGUUUGUCAACAAACACAGCUAUUUGGUGCCUUUGUCUCUUUUUUCCAGGCGAAGGGAGAUAUUUUCAAACAAAAUAUCGGCCAAGAGUAGUGGCUGAACAUCGUUGAAGUUCACAUUGAAGAGGAACUGAUCUAAAGCUUGACCAUGGCCACAAUUGGGGACUUCGACCCGCUCAACUCCACCGUACCUGCGACGAAAAUUGAACUUACUGUCUCGUGCAGGAACCUGCUGGACAUGGACACCUUCUCCAAAUCAGACCCUGUUGUGGUUUUGUACGUUCAAGGCAUCGGGACAAAGGAGUGGAGAGAGUUUGGCCGAACAGAAGUGAUCGAUAACACCCUGAACCCGGACUUUGUUCGGAAGUUUGUCCUGGAUUUCUUCUUCGAGGAGAAGCAGAAUCUUCGCUUUGAUGUGUACAAUGUGGACACCAGAAGUUCAAACAUUUCAAAACAUAAGGACUUCCUGGGACAGAUGUUCUGCACUCUGGGGGAGAUCAUUGGGUCCACAGGCAGUCGGCUGGAGAGAACUCUGUCUGGGAUCCCAGGGAAGAAGUGUGGGAACAUCAUAUUCACCGCUGAGGAACUGAGUAACUGCAGGGACAUUGCCACUAUGCAGUUGUGUGCCAACAAGCUGGACAAAAAAGACUUCUUCGGCAAGUCAGAUCCCUUCCUAGUCUUCUACCGCAGCAAUGAAGACGGAACGUUCACCAUCUGCCAUAAGACAGAGGUAAUAAAGAAUACUCUGAACCCUGUUUGGCAGCCCUUCACCAUCCCUGUACGAGCACUCUGUAACGGAGACUAUGAUAGGACGGUCAAGGUGGAUGUGUAUGAUUGGGACCGAAAUGGAAGUCAUGACUUCAUUGGCGAGUUCACCACCAGCUACAGAGAAUUCUCCAGAGGCCAGAGCCAGUUCAACGUCUAUGAGGUUCUAAACCAUAAAAAGAAAGGCAAGAAGAAGAAAUACGUCAAUUCAGGGACAGUGACACUGCUGUCCUUCAAAGUGGAGUCAGAAUACACAUUUGUGGACUUCAUCCGGGGAGGGACGCAACUCAACUUCACAGUGGCCAUCGAUUUCACAGCGUCUAAUGGUAACCCAUCCCAGCCCACCUCUCUGCACUACAUGAGUCCCUACCAGAUGAAUGCCUACGCCAUGGCCCUGAAGGCUGUGGGGGAGAUCAUCCAGGACUACGACAGUGACAAGAUGUUCCCCGCCUACGGCUUCGGAGCCAAGCUGCCACCGGACGGCAAGAUCUCCCAUGUCUUCCCACUGAACUCCAACAGUGAGAACCCUAACUGUGUGGGGAUCGAGGGAGUGUUGGAGGCGUACUUCCAGAGUCUCCGCACCGUUCAGCUCUACGGACCCACCAACUUCGCUCCUGUCAUCAACCAGGUGGCACGGUGUGCUGAGGAUGUGACUGACGGAUCCCAGUACUUUGUGCUGUUGAUGAUCACAGACGGAGUCAUCUCAGACAUGGUGCAGACCAAGGAGGCUGUGGUCAAUGCUGCCGCUCUGCCCAUGUCUAUCAUCAUAGUGGGAGUAGGCCCUGCUGAGUUUGACGCGAUGGAGGAACUGGACGGUGAUGAGGUCAGAGUGUCCUCUAAGGGGCGCAUUGCUGAGCGAGAUAUAGUCCAGUUUGUGCCGUUCCGGGACUAUAUUGACCGCCAGGGCAACCAGGUGCUGAGCAUGGCACGGCUGGCCAAGGACGUGUUGGCAGAGAUCCCCGAGCAGCUGCUGGGUUUCAUGAAAACGAGAGACAUCGAGCCCCAGCCUGCCCUGCCCACCUCCUCCACCACCACUACCGCCCCUCUAGGACUGAACAACCUGUGCAUCUGAAAGUGGGGUUUGGGUGGGGUGGUGUCAGAGGUCGGGGGGUCUUAGGUCUAGGGCCAUAGGGCCAUGGUUUGGACCAUUUUCAGUUGCAGCGAAUACCUGAAGAGACACACUGAAGCAGUUGGUGUGCACAUGAACACACACACACACACACACACACACACACACACACACACACACACACACACACACACACACACACACACACACACACACACAGGCAGUUGCUGUCCUAGUCAGAGGGGUAGACUGCAAUAGCACUGAACGCUUUUUCACUACCGCUCCUUCCAUGUUGAAGUCAGCUAUUUUUCUGAUUCUUCUUUUAUCUCACUGCCGUAGCGAUGUCCUGCCUGGCGGACACAGCCCCCCUGCUGUGAUGUAACGACUCUACAGCUCAACGGGGGUCAAAUGCAGCGUGACCUUUGGGUCGAGAACUGUUGGAACUGUUGGACAGUUGUGGUCUCAGCCUCAGCAACUGGAGUCAUUGUGUUUAUAUAUCUCAUUUUUGCAAGGACUGGUUCAUCUUGUCCAGGGGUUGAUUGAAUAGUGAAUAUAUUGUACUAUGCCAGUCCACACUAGAUGUAUAUAGGUAGUUGAAUGUUACUUCUUGAAAAAAUAUAUUCCUGAUAUAUUCCAUGUGUUGAAAUGUAUAUGUUAAUUAGUAUGGCCUAUGGAUGGCUAUAUUUCAGAUCAGAAAAUACAUUUAGAGACAGAAUGUGUAAAUAUUGAAAUAACUUUGGUCACAAGGGCCUGCUAGCUGCCAAUUGCGUACUUCUGUUCAGAGAAAAGCCUUCAUCUUCAAAAUGAAGGGUCGUAAAUUGAAAUUGGCUUGAGAUGGAGCAUAGCUUGAAAUACUCCCACCUCCGUUUCUUUUCAUCCACCAUACAACUGGUCGUCUGAUGUCCCUGCACAGGUUAUUUCUGGCCCAAACAUCGGUCUGAAUAUACCUGGCUGUGACCCCACUCUCCAAGGGUGUCUCAGGGGGAGUUGGGAUAUGCAAAAAGCACAUUUCCAAUUCACACAUACAGGUCUAAGUCACAUGUAUAAAAUAGGACAAUAAUAAGCACCCACCAAAUUAUUAUUAUUAUAUUAGUACAGUACCGAGUCAGCUAUUUUAAAACUUGUCCUUGAUUUCCUCCUUCCAAAUUGAAACUUUUCCUAGCUUUUGCCCGGUGAUUAAAAAAUGAAUCAUUUAUGAAGUGGUCGGUCAAUGGUGGGAAAACCUGCUCCAUCUUUCAAAAUCUGUGGAGCAUGCUCCUGUUUAGUUUCAGAAAGACUCGGCAUGCGCUCGCUGAACAAAAGUGCUUAGAUGUAGCAAAGAACACAUCAACGCUUCAUGGUCACCAAGUCCAUCCAUUUUUUUCUGGAAAGAGGAGAGAAAGAGAAGGGGCCUCAGCAUAAGUUCUUCUCAAAAGUGUGGUCCCUCGCCACAGCCUGUUUUGAGGGAGUUGGAAAUGGCUGCUUUACAUAGCAAAUGUAUGCAUGAUUUCUUUCCGCCACAGCUCUGGUUUCUGAGAUAUGGGUCUAUAUUUUCAUUGUUGUUUUGGCUGGGCUCAUAGGCUCUACACUAGUUUGUUUACAAUGCAUGUAAUGCAUUCUUUUUUGUACUAGUCUUUUUAUUAUGCCUUUGUUCUUUGAGAAAUGCCUGGCUAGAAGGGAUCAUUCAAACAAAGUUUUUAUUUUGCAUUCAAGCAUCUAUUGUGAUUUGUUUGAUUUCUCUCUCUCUUUUUCUUUCUCUGUUUCUCUCUCUCUUUCUCACUCUUUCUCUCUCUCUCUCUCUCUCUCUCUCUCUCUCUCAUACACUGCACACACAUACCUUUGUUCCCAUCUCUCCAUUCAUUCACUCUCUCUUACAUAGUGGUAGUUUACCAUAACAUUUUUGACCGUGCCAACAACGGACAUGGCUUCUCUUGCAAUUUUUUUUAUUUCUCUGUUAGUAAAUUACAUAACAAUAGUUUGUUUUCACAUAGCACUUAAGGAGAGUGCUUGGACCUAACCAUAUAUUGGAAAGAUUGUGGGCCCUUAGAUCCAUACCCUGGGAAGAGAGAAACCACCAGGGAAUCUUUUGAGACCAAACUUUAGGGAAACGAUCAAGCAUUUUGGGCAUUGUGACAGCAAGUCAACUAGAGACAAUACCAGUGCUGGACUUGGACAGCAGCUCACCGGAGCUGAGUAUCGGCACGUCAAAUGUUCUACUGCUAGAGCUCCUGUUACUCUUAGAAAACAUUAGCUAAAAAGUAUUGUGAAGCUGAGUACCGGAACCUAUUUCAAUCCAAGUCAAGCACUGGCUAUAGAAUAAGAUGGACAGUAGUAUGAAGAGUUGUCUUAGGACUCAGGAAGAGAUAUGGAUAUGUGGCCUUAAUUAUGUCAUAAUCCCACGUGUGUGUGUGUGUAGGGAGGAUUCUAUUUUUAUAUUAUUCAAUGAAGUCAUAAUUGCAUUAUUUUGCAUGCUAACCUGAUUAGUCGACACACUGCUGAUGGUUGUGGUCGUCAAAAAUAACUGUUCUUCACAUUUGAAGUUGACUAAAACAUUCCUAUUUGGCGAGUGUUCUGUGCUUGGUUGGUUUUUGUACGAGACUGGAUUGUGUAUUGAAUUUUGUCAAUGUUCUUUGUUGUACACUGUAUAGUAUACAGGAACUGACAAUAUAAUAACCCCAAAAUAUGAUAGAACGUUUAAAUAGUAGAUGGAUUUCUAAUAGACCGUUUUUAGUGCAUGUGUGUAACAGUGUUAUAAAGUCAACCUCACAUCACCUGCUGAACAUUUUAGCAUAAAGCAUGACUGUCUGGCUUUGUGUUCAGUGUAGCUUUUGCUUAUAAGUAUAACUAAUGUAAAUAUAUCGGAGUUCCUGUACAGAAUAUUAUGUGAUCAGUCUUCCUCCGGAUUUUCUUUCUUAAAUGACUCUAUAAAUGUAUAUCAAUGUCAUGCCAUGUCCAUUUGUGUUGGUCAAAACCUAUUUGUAAGUUUGUACAUUUGUUUUAUAUAUCUUUAGCUUAGAAAUCAAAUAAAGAUAUAUUAUUAAGACUCA